AUGCAAAAGUCCAAUACACUUACCCAUGACGACCCAGCUGGAGAUUUAGGUACUAGAUUCUCACAACACGGCUACGGUUUUUCUAGUGCUGGCGAAAAUGUUGCUCAAGGGUAUAAUGACGAAGAAUCCGUCAUGCAAGGGUGGAUGAAUUCACCAGGUCACAGAGAAAAUAUUCUUAACCCUUCCUUCAAAGAUGCUGGUUUUGCUCAAGCCGGUAGUUUUUGGACCCAAGAUUUUGAUUCACAUAGUUCUAAAGCUUCCGCUACUAACCCUAAACAUGGCGGUUCUCCUCCUCCUUCUUCUCAAACACACGGCGGUUCCCCUCCUUCUCAAAAAAACAGCGAUUCCUCAUCAUCUUACAAGAAAAUCGUUCAUGUUGUUUCCCAACCUAAACCCCAACCUAAACCUAAUUCCCCUA
Messenger RNA from Dentiscutata heterogama, 418 nucleotides. NCBI's taxonomy places the organism in Eukaryota, Fungi, Glomeromycota, Glomeromycetes, Diversisporales, Gigasporaceae. The record is from the annotation of a GenBank genome assembly.